Messenger RNA from Heterobasidion irregulare TC 32-1, 519 nucleotides. RefSeq lists its product as uncharacterized. The coding region runs from base 1 to 519 and encodes 172 amino acids. The transcript is spliced from 2 exons. The record is from RefSeq and is a predicted model, not a curated record. Lineage: Eukaryota; Fungi; Basidiomycota; Agaricomycetes; Russulales; Bondarzewiaceae.
AUGCCUCUUGAUGGCGGCGGUGACGGCCGCUCGGGCAAUGCGUCGACAGGUCACGACGGGUCGGAGAUGGAUCCCGCGCAGACCUGCGGCCUGACAGAAGUACGGUGCUUCGGUGACGCAGGCGGAGAUCCCGAGAGUGUCCGAGCAAUGAACAAGAAGACAGGCACGUUCCAGUCACUGUUCCGCAGACAGGUGGCAACGCUCGACAGCGGCAGUGGCGGCGGCAGCGACAAUAAUGAAUUGUCUCAUGCCUCAUGUCUCGGCGCGUCCUAUACGCACUACGAUGCCGUCGUUGCCUCCGCGCAGAGCGGAUACGCGGUAGGGCGCGGUACGCAUCUAUCAAAUGCUUUACUCACGGGCGUGAGGCUAUAUGCAUAUAUGCACGCGUACCUACCCAGUACCUACCUCUCGUACAUUCGCUCGCCAAUCGUCGAUCCACCGGAGGACGCGCCCAAUAAAGAAACAAAACGCCGCAUAGAACACCGUUUCGUCGAAUGGCCGGAUGCUCCCACGAUUUGA